AUGGGUCUGCGUGGUUUUCAGUUGGGCCUCCGUGCGUGGGAGUUCGUAUGGACUCUCCUCAUUAUGGCCCUCAUUGGUAACAUGAUUGCCAGUGCAUUCGCGGGCAACCCGGCCACGGUCAACUACUCGAUGUUUGUCGCGGCGUUCUCUAUGUUCACACUAUUCUAUCUGGUUCCGGCCUCGUUCAACUCGGACUGGGCCCUGCACCCGAUGAUCAUGAUCGUGGUCGACGCGCUCAACUGCGUGUUCUUCUUCUGCGCGGCCAUCGCCCUCGCCGCGAAGCUGACGUGCCACUCUUGCAACAACCGGGGCUAUCUGCGGAGCAACGAGAUCACCAACGGCGCCCACAACAUGGAGAAGCGUUGCCGUGAGGCUCAAGCGUCUGUGGCCUUCCUGUGGUUCGGCUGGGCGGCUUAUAUGGCAUCUGUCAUCAUCUCCAUCUUCAUGGCCCGGUCGGCUACUGUCAGCGUGCGUGGCCGCACCGGUAGCGGCCGUCGACGCCCCAACAUGGCCCAGGUCUAA
Molecule: messenger RNA, 522 nt
Organism: Penicillium canariense
Lineage: Eukaryota; Fungi; Ascomycota; Eurotiomycetes; Eurotiales; Aspergillaceae
Product: MARVEL domain-containing protein
Exons: 3
Coding region: 1-522 (173 amino acids)
Biological process (GO): eisosome assembly; protein localization to plasma membrane
Cellular component (GO): eisosome; plasma membrane
Source: RefSeq, a predicted model, not a curated record